UUACACCAUGUGUUACACCACUAUGAAGGAAUUCAUAGUUCCAGUGUUAGGCAUCACUAUGCAAAAAGGAGUACAGAUGAGGUCGAAAUUGGAGUCAGGAGGAUGUCAUUACAAAUGCUUGGCAGAGAAUUCAACAUGGAGCUGACCAAGCGACAGGGUCUUUUUACCUCUGACUUUUCAGUGUAUGCAGUAGGGCAAGAUGGUGUGGAGAGGCCUCAUUCUGUAGAUUUAGACUCAUAUUAUAUGGGUUAUCUGGAAGAUGAUCCUGAUAGUGUGGUGAAAAUGCACUUAGAAGGAGAUGACAUCACAGCUAGAAUUUACACAAGAGAGGAGCAAUAUACAAUUGAGCCAUCUUGGAGACACAUAAAAGAACCACACAACUUUAGCAUGAUAGCAUACCGCAGCUCAGAUAUCAAACAAAAUACAACGUCUUCAUUUUGUCCACAUGGACAUCACUUGCCAGAAGGCAUCAAGUACAAAAAGACAGAAGAACAACUCAAUGGACACAACUCAGCGCAUAAAUAUAAGUCAUCAUCGUCAUCAUCACACUCUCGUCAGAAGAGAGCGCCCCCUCGUUAUCACGUCUGUCCAAUGCUUCUGACGGCCGAUUACAGAUUCUAUCAAUCCAUGGGACAGAGUAACAUGCAAAUAUCAAUGAAUUAUCUGGUAAGUCUUGUUGAUAGAGUUGACGUCCUCUACAAGGCAACUGAAUGGGAACCAGGGUAUUCGGGCUUCCAGUUCCAAAUCAAAAAGAUUGUCAUCCAUCAACAUCCUUCGCCGUCCUCGUCAGAUAACUACAAUGUUGAACGAGAGAGCAAGCCAUGGGGAGUACAGGAACUCUUGGAGGUUUACAGUAAGGAAGAUCACAGCGCCUUCUGCUUGGCUCAUCUAUUCACCUAUCAAGAUUUCUCCAACGGUGUACUUGGUCUUGCGUACAUAGGCACACCAAGAAGCAAUGCUGUAGGUGGCAUAUGUACUUCAGUGUAUUAUGCUGGCAAUGGCAAGCGACAAUACCUGAACACUGGUCUGACAACAACCGUCAAUUGGGGACGGCGUGUGUUGACAGAAGAGGCAGACUUAGUUACUGCACAUGAGUUGGGUCACAAUUUUGGCAGUGAGCAUGAUCCGGGUGAUGAGGGCGACGAAUGCGCCCCUGGUAACUCCCAGGGUGGCAACUUCCUCAUGUACCCUGCAUCCGUCACCGGUUCUUACGAAAACAACAGGAAAUUCUCCAUUUGUAGUAAGAGGCUUAUUGCACCAGUGCUGAGGGAGAAAUCUGCAAGAUGUUUUGUAGAGCCAUCUCAGACAUCACUGUGCGGGAAUUACCGUUUAGAACAAGGAGAACAGUGUGAUGUAGGCAUAGUAGAUAGCAACAACCCUGAUCCAUGUUGUACAGCUAACUGCAGGCUAAAACCAGGAAAAAUUUGCAGUGACAAGAACUCUGUAUGCUGUGAGAACUGCUAUUACGCCCCUGUGACGAAAGUGUGCAGUGAUGCCACGGAACAGAAUGCGUACUGCAAGGGCAAGUCUUACUGCACAUCAAGGGAUAUUCGAUGUCCUCUACCAAACGAUCUUAGAGAUGGAACCAGAUGCAUUGAUAAUGGUACAUGUAUUGGAGGUGAAUGUAGGGCAUUCUGUGAGGUCAAUGGUUUCAGGUCCUGUAUCUGCUCUUCAUUGGAUCUCUCUUGUUACUUCUGCUGUGUGUUUGAGCCAAACGGGGCAUGCUUGCCCUUCAAGGACCGCUACACUGAUCUGCCCGUACCCGUGCCAGAUGGUAAACCAUGCGAAGCGGGCAGCUGCAUACAGGGCCUUUGUGAGAGUCAGACGCAGGAUCUUAUUGCAAGAUUCUUUGAUGUCUUUGAAGGUUUCACUAUCAGCACAAUGGGUCGUAUCAUCAAAGACAAUGUUGUAGGAGCCACUCUGAUUAUUUCCCUUCUUAUAUGGAUUCCUUGCAGCUGUUUAGUACACUAUGUGGUGAGUUACUUUUUAUUCAAACAUUCAAUAUCACUUCCAUGAUUUAUGGAUAUAAUCAUUUGGAGGGGUCUGUGUUGUAGUUCCUGACCAAGGUUUGAUAUUAUACUAAAUGAUAAUGAUGGUACUCUCCACUUUUCAGUUGCUUUUCACUGUUUUAGGAAUAUCAAGAUUUUUAAAUCCCAAAUUUUUUGUGGUAUUUUCCUUUAUUAAUUUGAUUUUUUUUUUAAUGGAGAAUUGAUACAGACUGCUUGUUUAAUCGUCCAUCUUUUUUUUUUCACUUUUGCGCAAGUCAAGAAUAAUGUUAGUCAUCUCUUAUUCAUAUUUUUAAUAGUCGCAUUUCAAAGAUUGAUAUCGAUAAAGACUAUGAAGAAACAAUCUUCAUUUAUUGGAAUACAUGUAUGUACUUUGGAUUCCCCCCCAGUAGGGUAUGCGCUUUAAGCCAGGGUGGACGGUCAGUCGUGUUGAAAAGUGAAGAUUAACAUCAUGUAGGCCUACAUAACCCAGCAGGUUGAGGGUAUUCGCCGGGCUCAGAUUGGGUUUAUUAAUCUUAUUUUGCAUUGAAACAAACAAUGUACAAAAAGUUUGAGUCUUACACGAAAGUGUAGAUGAUGAAGUUUUAUUAUUCGCAACAAAAUCAUCAACAUUAUGAAUAUAUAUUUCUCUACUUAGGCAACAAACCAUGUAUAUCUCCAAAAGUUGAUUGCUCAAAUAAUUAC
Messenger RNA from Lytechinus pictus (painted urchin), 2690 nucleotides. RefSeq names its product ADAM 17-like protease. Gene Ontology annotation, molecular function: metalloendopeptidase activity. Gene Ontology annotation, biological process: Notch signaling pathway; membrane protein ectodomain proteolysis. The record is from RefSeq and is a predicted model, not a curated record. The coding region runs from base 103 to 2016 and encodes 637 amino acids. Gene Ontology annotation, cellular component: plasma membrane. Lineage: Eukaryota; Metazoa; Echinodermata; Echinoidea; Temnopleuroida; Toxopneustidae. The transcript has 18 exons.